AGGGGUCAUUUAACCUUCCAGUGCCAUCCUAAACCUGCAGAAACAGCAGAUACCCCUCUACCCCCCACCAAAGAAGGAGUGAGAGAGAGGGAGAGUGAGAGAGAGUGUAAGUGAGGGAGAGCAGGUGUGGAGGUUAGAGGAGGGUUUGGUUGAAAAUCUCCUGAUUUUGUCUCUUUUUUUUAUCUGUGUUCUGUUCUGAGGACUUCAUCCCUCUCUCCCACACUUCUGUUCCAAAAUGGCGGGUAAAGUUCCGGCGCCCCCAGAAUCCUUUGCUCCGAGUUCGGACAGCGUUUUCUCGGAUCAGUUUGGGUUUUAUUCUAUGGACACAAAGGUUCCCGGACUCUCCAAAGUCAUACUGGAUAAACUCAACAUGAAGGACUACUCAGAGUACAGGGCUGCUCUGGAGGGGAAGGGGAAGGUUGGGUUUCAUUCUCAUAAGGAAAUGUUUCAGAAACUGGAGGAAACGUUUCAGUUCUGCACCGGCUGCUCCAAACUCCCCACCGACCUCCCGGAUCCUAAAGCUCUCAAACGCUGCAUCAAGUGUCUGAAUGUGUAUUACUGCAGUAAGGACUGUCAGAGGAAGGACUGGUCUCUCCAUAAGAAGUUCUGUAAGAUGCUGAGGAUGGUGGCCAUCGACCGGCUGGUGGAGUGGCUCAUUCACACGGGUGACCUUCCCUUCCCCACGGAGGCGUGGUCUCGUCCCACCAAAGAGGUGCGGUCCUGGGAGGACUGGCUCUCCAUGCAGGGUGACCUCACGCCCCGCCUUCAGCCCGUCCUCUCCAGCCAGAACAUGACAGACCUCUGGACCAAUGCCUGCCGUCCGUGGCCGGAGGAGGCGGAGCUUCGUGAGUCUUUGUGGCGAGUGUGCAGCGAGUUCUUUUCACGCACGCUGACGAUUGGUCUGGGGAUUCGGAUGUUCUGUCUGGACCCUUAUUCCCGCCCCCUGACGAUUCACCUGGUGGGGGCCGGUCAUAACGAGACCCUGGGGGCCCGAACCACGGACCUGGACGAGCUGAGCCGCAUGUUCCCCGGGCACCAGGGCCUGGAGGUGGUGAUGGUGGGGCCGGAGGUGGUGAAGGGCCCCAUCAUGAGGCCCCCGCUGAGGGCGUUUGGACCCAGAGGAAGGGUCUACAUCAGUGCCUACAAGGGUCUGUACGACCAGUUCUGGGAGGAAGUGGUGGAGAAAGGGGAGGCGGCCAGACCGGACCUUGUGGUCGGGUUUCACCCAGGGUUCCAUGCGUCUCAGGGUUUGGUUCAGGGAUGGUUGCCCACGCUGCUGCUGCUCCGAGAUUACAACAUACCCUCCAUGUUCACCAUGUACAAUGAGAGUGAGCUGCAGUAUUCUCUGCAGAUUCUGCUGGAGUUGGAGAUGGACAUUAAGGGAACCGGGCCGAACCCCUUCAGUUCCCAGAAGGCCGAGCAGGUGCAGUCCUGCCCCAACAAACAGCCCAGCUACUGUAACGCCUUCUAUCUGCACUUCCAGGGCCUGCUGGAGACCGCCCUGGAGGAGGAGCUACAGGAGUAGAACCACAGAACCUCUAGAUCAUCACCCAUCCGCCACCACGUUUCACAGUGGGUCCCAGUACACCUCUGCAGGUCUCCAUGUAAACAUUAGACGACCAGGUGUUGAGCAAAGCUGAAAAUUGGACCUUACUCCAGACAUUUGCCUGAACUUCAGCCUGGAUCUGCUUUGCUUCCCAUUGAAGAAGAUUUUUCUUUUUCUAGCUUGAGUCAUUUGCCAUUCUUUUUAUAGGUCACUUGAGGUCAUCCUGCGGUUGCUGAAAGACAUUCAAAUAAGUUGACGGUCAAUCUCCAGACCUGAACCCCAUUAAAACCUCUGAAUCUAAAGUAAUCAUGUAAGAUGUAAGUCUUUCACAAGCCAUCAAACAAAGCUGAACUGCUUGAAUUUUUGCACCAGGAGUAAAGCAGCAUAAAGUUAUCCAAAAGCAGUGUGUAAGACUGGUGGAGGAGAACAUGAUGCCAAGAUGCAUGAAAACAAACUGUGAUUAAAAACCAACCAGGAUUAUUCCACCAAAUAUUGAUUAUUUCUGAACUCCUAAAACUUUAUGAAUAUGAACUUGUUUUCUUUGCAUUAUUUGAGGUCUGAAAGUUCUGCAUCUUUUUUUGUUAUUUCAGCCAUUUUUCAUUUUCUGCAAAUAAAUGCUCU
This is a messenger RNA of Astyanax mexicanus (Mexican tetra), 2167 nucleotides long. Its product is annotated as putative protein MSS51 homolog, mitochondrial. The coding region runs from base 236 to 1525 and encodes 429 amino acids. NCBI's taxonomy places the organism in Eukaryota, Metazoa, Chordata, Actinopteri, Characiformes, Acestrorhamphidae. The transcript is spliced from 7 exons. The record is from RefSeq and is a predicted model, not a curated record.